Molecule: messenger RNA, 1101 nt
Organism: Solanum verrucosum
Lineage: Eukaryota; Viridiplantae; Streptophyta; Magnoliopsida; Solanales; Solanaceae
Exons: 4
Coding region: 1-1101 (366 amino acids)
Biological process (GO): DNA integration
Molecular function (GO): nucleic acid binding
Source: RefSeq, a predicted model, not a curated record
AUGGCUAACAAUUUCUUUCCGAGUGGGGAAAUCCUUUAUAUGAGGACUCCAGAUUUAGGUCUUCUCAGAUGGGUUGAUGCCAGUGAAGCUGCAAACCUUCUUGAACAGAUACAUGCUGGAGUUUGUGGUACUCAUAUGAAUGAACUCACUUUGGCGAGGAAGAUCUUCCGCGCUGGUUAUUUUUGGAUGACUAUGGAGCAUGAUUGUUGCAAGUUCGUGCAGAAAUGUCACAAGUAUCAAAUGCAUGGUGAUUUGAUUCGAGUGUUGCCUCAUGAACUCAAUCCCAUGAGUUCACCUUGGCCAUUCGUAGCUUGGGCAUGGAUCUCAUUGUGGGUGGAAGCAGUUUCGUAUAAGUCGGUGACAAAGAAAGUUGUAGCCGAUUUUGUUCGCAACAAUUUGAUAUGUAGGUUUGGAGUGCCAGAAUCCAUCAUCACUGAUAAUGGAGCGAAUCUCCACAGUCACUUGAUGAGAGAAAUAUGCGAACAAUUCAAGAUUACUCACCGGAACUCAACCGCCUACCGUUCCCAAAUGAAUGGAGCUGUAAAGGCCACUAAAAAGAACAUUAAGAAGAUUCUGAGGAAAAUGAUUGACAAUCACAGAAGUUGGCAUGGGAUGUUGUCAUAUGCUUUAUUGGGUUACAGAACGACCAUCAGAACGUCAAUCAGAGCUACUUCAUACUUGUUAGUAUAUGGAACAGAAGAAGUUAUACCUGCCGAAGUUCAAAUACCUUCAUUGAGAAUCAUCCAAGAAGCUAAAUUGAGCAAUGUUGAUUGGGUUCGCAAUCGAAUUGACCAGUUAACAUUGAUUGAUGAUAAGAGAAUGGUUGUUGAUGAGUACAAAGGGAAAUUCGCACCAAAUUGGCAAGGACCCUACAUGGUCCGCAAAGUGCUAUCUGGAGGUGCCUUAGUCCUGUCAGAGAUAGAUGGCACCGAAUGGCCAAAAAUGAUCAAUUCAGAUGUUGUCAAGAGAUAUUAUGUCUACAAGUUUGCCUCAAGAUCAUCAUCUUCCUCCAUUCAACGAACAUGGAGAAGUCAAAAAGGCGAGGAGCUCCCCGAAAUUGACAAUUUUUCUGUGGAUGGAGUAACAGUUUUAUGCUUCUAA